CAGCAUGGCUGCCACAGGAGAACAAAGCAAAUUUACCCAAACAUUGUAUGGAACUCCUUCUUCAAGCAUAGCCAUUGGUGGGAUGGAUCCCUCUCAUGCUUGUAGCAUUCUCCAACAGCUCAAAAUGAUGUACGAUGAAGGACAACUGACAGAUAUUGUGGUAGAAGUGGAUCAUGGGAAAACAUUUUCCUGUCAUCGAAAUGUCCUUGCUGCAAUCAGUCCUUACUUUAGAUCUAUGUUCACUAGUGGCCUUACUGAGAGUACCCAGAAAGAGGUUCGGAUUGUUGGUGUUGAAGCAGAAUCCAUGCAUUUAGUACUAAACUACGCAUAUACCUCCAAAAUAACAUUGACAGAGGCCAACGUCCAAGCUUUGUUCACUGCAGCUAGUAUCUUCCAGAUCCCUUCCAUUCAGGACCAGUGUGCUAAAUACAUGAUCAGUCACUUGGACCCACAGAACUCCAUCGGGGUGUUUAUUUUUGCUGAUCACUACGGACAUCAGGAAUUGAAAAUCAGAUCGCAAGAUUACAUUCGUAAAAAGUUCCUGAGUGUCACCAAAGAACAAGAGUUUCUCCACUUGAGGAAAGACCAACUUGUAAGCAUAUUGGACAGCAACGACUUAAAUGUUGAUAAAGAAGAGCAUGUCUACGAAAGCAUUAUAAGAUGGUUUGAGCAUGAGCCUAGUAAAAGAGAGGACCAUCUGCCAGAAAUUUUUGCCAAAUGCAUUCGUCUGCCCCUACUGGAUGAAGCAUUCAUAGAGAAAAUCCCUCCCAUGUUUGCACAGGCUAUAGCCCAAAACUGUGUAGAGAAAGGACAAAACGGUGCCAAUGGCUAUACCCAGAGGCUUGGAAUGACUGCUUCAGAAAUGAUCAUCUGCUUUGAUGCUGCCCACAAACACUCAGGAAAGAAACAAACAGUGCCUUGUUUAGACUCCAUUACAGGGAGAGUUUUCAAACUAUGCAAACCGCCUAAUGAUUUAAGAGAAGUUGGGAUUCUUGUCUCGCCUGACAAUGACAUUUAUAUUGCUGGAGGAUACAGACCGAGCAGCAGUGAGGUUUCCAUAGACCACCGAGCAGAAAGUGAUUUUUGGAUGUACGAUCACUCCGGCAAUAAAUGGAUCCCUAAAGCUCCGCUGCUUCGUGCCCGGAUAGGUUGCAAACUGGUUCAUUGCUGUGGUAAACUGUACGCAAUAGGCGGUCGAGUUUAUGAAGGAGAUGGGCGCAACUCCCUGAAAUCCGUGGAAUGUUAUGAUGGCCGAGAGAACUGCUGGACAGCUGUCUGUCCGAUGCCUGUAGCAAUGGAGUUUCAUAAUGCUGUGGAAUAUAAAGACAGUAUCUAUGUUUUACAGGGAGAAUUCUUCCUCUGCUAUGAUCCUCGAAAAGAUUAUUGGGGUUUCUUAACUCCGAUGACUGUGCCUAGGAUCCAGGGGUUGGCAGCUGUCUACGAUAACUCUAUCUACUACAUUGCUGGAACCUGUGGAAACCAUCAACGUAUGUUUACUGUAGAGGCUUAUGACAUUGAAUUGAACAAGUGGACUAGAAAGAAAGAUUUCCCAUGUGAUCAGUCCAUUAAUCCAUAUAUUAAACUUGUUGUCUUGAAAAAUAAACUUCAUUUGUUUGUUCGAGCUACUCAAGUCACAGUUGAAGAACACAUCUUCAGAACCAGCAGGAAAAAUUCUCUUUAUCAGUACGAUGAAGCUAAUGACCAGUGGCAGAAAGUGUAUGAAACUCCAGAUAAGCUUUGGGAUCUUGGACGUCAUUUUGAAUGUGUUGUUGCUAAAUUGUAUCCACAGUGUCUUCAGAAAGUUAUUUGACUCCUCUCCC
Messenger RNA from Protobothrops mucrosquamatus (brown spotted pit viper), 1820 nucleotides. It is a transcript of the gene KBTBD8, whose product is annotated as kelch repeat and BTB domain containing 8. Lineage: Eukaryota; Metazoa; Chordata; Lepidosauria; Squamata; Viperidae. The transcript has 4 exons. The record is from RefSeq and is a predicted model, not a curated record. Gene Ontology annotation, molecular function: protein binding. Bases 5 to 1810 code for a protein of 601 amino acids. Gene Ontology annotation, biological process: neural crest cell development.